Osmerus eperlanus (European smelt) is the source of this 3314-nucleotide messenger RNA. RefSeq names its product HIG1 domain family member 1A, mitochondrial-like. The record is from RefSeq and is a predicted model, not a curated record. Gene Ontology annotation, cellular component: mitochondrion. Lineage: Eukaryota; Metazoa; Chordata; Actinopteri; Osmeriformes; Osmeridae. Gene Ontology annotation, biological process: mitochondrial respirasome assembly. The transcript is spliced from 4 exons. The coding region runs from base 214 to 504 and encodes 96 amino acids.
AUUACUAGUGCAAAAAACAAUAACAUGCCAACGUUGUUUAGUGGCACUGUGGUAGAAUAGACAGCUACGCCAUAGAGACGAAUGCGGAAGUGUUUCACGAAGCGAAGAGUCGAAUCUAGAGAGAGGCGGACCCAACAGGUUCAACAUUGAAUCAAAAGGGCUGAUCUAGGAGUCAACUAAAGUAUUCACUGCUCACCACCACCUAAAAUCAACAUGAGCUCGGACGAAAAUGUGUCCGUUUAUGAUGAGGAGCAUUCCUCAAGAUUUAUGAGGAAGGCAAAGGAGUCACCAUUUGUCCCUAUAGGUAUGGCUGGAUUUUGUGCGGUGGUUGCUUAUGGUCUAUACAAGCUAAAAUCCAGAGGGGACACAAAGAUGUCUGUUCACCUUAUCCACAUGCGGGUUGGAGCACAAAGCUUUGUAGUAGGCGCAAUGACAUUAGGUGUGAUCUACUCCAUGUACAAUGAAUAUCUGGCUCCAAGGAACCAAGAUAAAAACAGCAAGUGAACCUACUUGCCAGUAAAGCAGGUCAUUGAGUUUGAUGAUUAAAAAUGAUUGCCUGAACGAUUUUCCUUCUUAUGACUAGAAUUCGCAAAUGAUUCCUCCUAUCAAAGUAACAUUCCACUUUUGGCAGGGCAUUUGAUUUGGUAAAGUCAACAUCACAGUUUUCACCUAAACUAAUUUAAUUACCUUUUUAAUUCAAUUUUAUGUAGGUGAAUUGGUAAAAAAAAAAAAAUCCUUAGUAUAAGUACCUGGUUUGUAAUCCAAUUGCGAGUCAGAGGACAUAAGUUAAAGUCCCAGUAUGGGGAGACUUGAGGGGGAGUGACUGACGAGCAGCUUGACUACCCGUCACACUAAUACACAUAGAAAUACCCUCUAGAAUCAUUCUACCAUGACUCUUGGAUAGGAAGGCAUCUUGUUCAGGAAUUAAUUCCAAAUGAUCAUUUUUAUGGAUAAGAAAUAGAUUACAUGCAUAUCACACCUCUGACCUUUAUACCAGAUACCUGUCAGUGUGGCUACCAUUAAGAUGGCUCUAUAUAGACAAGCCAAAUGAUAUCCUCCACUAAUAAUUUUAUCACAAAAAAUUAUUUUUGUUGUAGAUUUGUAUUCUUGUCUCCAAGUAAUAAAGUAAUAUAUUUAACAGAGUUGAGAUACAUUUUCCUAACUUUAUUAUGGAUGAAAAAGAGUCUCAAACACCACUAUUGAAGUUGUACAAGUUUUAUAUAAUAAUGCUGUCUAGGCGAUCAAGAACUGUGACAGAAAUAUAAAUAUAUUUUAAACAAAUAUUGUCUUUUUCUUUUGUCAUUUCAAUUUUACAAAUGUUAAGUUAUAUAAAAAGCCAAUAAAAUGUUGAUACUUUGGUUCUUUAAAAAAAGUAACAAUAAUUUACACAAUUAUUAAAUAAUUAUUUCACACCAAAUAAGUCAGUACAGAACUACGAUACCUUUAAAAUGAUUUCCAUUUCAAACAAAGAAAGCUACUAUAGUGACAAAGACCAGGACUGAACCCUAGAAAUCUGAUAAAGUACACAUAAUUUAUAAGUGCUUAAUGUCCCAUAAUCCAGUAAAAUUAUGUAGCUGUUAUCAUUUAUAUUAAUUAAUAUUAAUGACAAAUAAAAUAGUAUACAUCUUAAAUAACUAUUGCUGAUUUUAGUCUAUGCCAAAAGGUUGGAAUAAAGGUUUUGCUACAAACUAAACAAUAAAUUACAGUAAAAAUCUGAUUUUGAUUUGGGUUUUCACAUCACUACAUAGACUGACAAAACUGUGUAACAAUAAUUUACUUCAACAGUAAAAUAGUGUAACAAGCUAUUACAGCACUAACGAAAGUAACCCGUGACAGCCCAAUUUGUUAACCAACUUUUGGAAUGUCAAGUGGAAUGGCAUAAGGCACCAGUAAACAUAAGGUUGUGUUUACAGAAUGUGUUUACACUUUAAAGACACUGAGGCAGAGUGUAAUACUGUCCUGGUUUAGACUCAUAGGUCCCUCUUAUAGUUCAGGUCAUACUUGUAUUUUCUCUCUAGCCACAGGUCCACUUCUAAUGUCCACCUCUGUGAUGAGUCCCUUCCUCCACUACAUCAUUGUCCAUGUCAUUCAGAAGGUAGACAUCAGUGUGCCCAGACAGCCCAAGACGCACCUGUAAGCAGAAAGUACAGAAAAUUGAUCAUUUUAAUUAAUCUGAUCUUGUUUUCACCAACACUCCCCCCCCCCCCCUCAUGAUUUAUUUGACAUCAGUUGAGUAUUACAGUUAGGUCUAGCCUAUGGAAGCUUCUAAGCACAUUUAUGAUUUUGUCCAGUAUUGUAUAUGUUGAAGCAUACAAUACUAAAUUGAGAGAAAUCAGUAGACCAAUGGAAACCAAUCACAUUGUGUUUACUAACAUUUUAACCUUGGUAUUCUUGCUCAUUACAGUCUUUAAAUUAUUAUAGGUUUGGUUGGUUCAGGUUAAUGGCCAUAAAAAGCUGUCAGAUGGACAAAUGGCUCCUUCUUGUUUUUACCUUGAUUCAUACUGUACGUCCCAAAUCCUAUCAGAUUUGUGUUGAGGACUGAACAAGUGCUCAUUUGAUGGAAACAGUAUGGUGAUGAGCAUAGUGGAGAUACGUGUUUACUUACUACAACAGGAACAGCCAGCUUGCAGCAUAAGUUAAAACAAAUGGGCAUCAUCAAAGGCUUUUAAAGCAAUAGGCUGGCUCUAAUUUCACAAGGUUAGCCCCUUCAGAACACCCUAGAAUCAGAAUCAUUACUCCCAGAAUUAGCGUCAAAUGCAAUUGAAAAAAUAUGCUGAACCUCUCUGCUUGACACCAAGAAACAUUCAUAGAAAAUAAUCCAUGUUCUCUUUUUAUUUUGUAUACAUGGUGUUGCAUCAUUCAGUAGUUACUCACAGAUUUAGACAGCUUAUACAGUAUCUACAGUACGUGUUACUGCCGUGUCAUUUUCAAUCAAAAAAAGUACAGACCAACUGUCCCCACACUUUCAGCCAUUAUAUCACACAGAAAGAGGCACAUGCAUUACAACAAACAUGGGCUGACCAGAGAACACAGAACACCACCCAGAAAUAUAACAUAUAGUCACAUUUAUCUCCAUAAAAUACUGUAAAAACAUUAUGAAAUCUAUAAAAACCUAUUUCCAUGCGAAACAAUAUUUUAUAAAUUGUGUUUGGUCCACUGCAUCAAACAUCAACAAUAAUACAGAUCUUGCGGUUUAUUUAUGGAUCUAUGUACACACAUUUUAAUGUGUCAAGGCUUUAAUAUUACUUUCUCGCCAACAUGGAUCUCCUGGAGCAAAAAUUAUUUGCUCGUCAUCAAUACAACAAUUUAUCCCU